Oryctolagus cuniculus (rabbit) is the source of this 7040-nucleotide messenger RNA. The record is from RefSeq and is a predicted model, not a curated record. Lineage: Eukaryota; Metazoa; Chordata; Mammalia; Lagomorpha; Leporidae.
GGCGGCCGGCCCCGCCCCGGCUCUGGGCCGCGAGGCGCGGGCGGGGCGAUGGCGCGCGGGAGGGGCGGGGCCACGCUGCGGGCCCGGGCCAUGGCCGCCGCCGAUGCCGAGCAGGCAGUUCCAGCUAAGGGGGAAGCUAAACAGGACUGCUGCAUGAAAACCGAGCUGCUGAGAGAAGAGAUCCCCAUGGCUGCCGAUGAAGGUUCAGCGGAGAAACAGGCAGGAGAGGCCCACGUGGCUGCAGACGGUGAAACCAAUGGAUCCUGUGCAAAAAGUGAUGACAGCAGUCAUCCAAGUGCAGCGAAGCAUACUCAGGAGGGCACAAAAGUUAGCCCGCAGGAGGGCCUCAAUAAACUACCCCGCAUAGCAGAAAAUGGGAUUUCAGAAAGAGACUCAGAAGUGGGGAAGCAGAACCAUGUCACAGCCGAUGACUUUUUGCAGACUUCUGUUGUUGGCAGCAAUGGCUACUUCCUGACUCAGCCGGCCCUGCAGGGGCAGCCAGUGAGGACUACCAGCACUCUGGCCACCUCGCUUCCUGGCCAUGCUGCAAAGACCCUUCCUGGAGGGGCUGGUAAAGGCAGGACUCCAAGUGCUUUUCCUCAGAUGCCAGCCACAGCGGCAGCCAUGCCCGGGGAAGGGGGCACAGACACAGAAGACAGGAAACCUGUGGCUCCUGGCCCUGAUGUCAAGGUUCACAGGGCACGAAAGACCAUGCCGAAAUCCAUCCCAGGCCUGCUCGCAGCCAGUAAGGACCCCAGAGACGUCCGAGCAGCUAGAGACCCUAAGGAUCCAAAAGAGGAGAUCAACAAAAAUGCUUCUGACUUCGGACGACAGCAGCUUUUACCCCCCUUCCCGUCCCUUCAUCAGUCGCUACCUCAGAACCAGUGCUACAUGGCCACCACCAAGUCACAGACAGCUUGCUUGCCUUUUGUUUUAGCAGCUGCAGUGUCUCGCAAGAAAAAACGAAGAAUGGGAACCUAUAGCCUGGUUCCUAAGAAAAAGACCAAAGUGUUAAAACAGAGGACGGUGAUUGAGAUGUUCAAGAGUCUAACUCAUUCCACUGUGGGUCCCAAGGGAGAGAAGGAGCUGGGGGACAGUGCACUCCACGUGAACGGGGAGAGCCUGGACGUGGACUCCGAGGAGGACGACUCCGAUGAGCUCGAGGAGGAGGAGGAACACGGGGCUGAGCGGGCAGCUGCGUUUCCCACUGAGGACAGUAGGACUUCUAAAGAGAGCACAUCGGAAGCUGACCAUGCCCGAAAGGCGGACGGCGAGUCUGAGGAGGAGCCAGAGUCAGUGGACACGGGGGAGGAAGAGGAAGGCGGAGAUGAGUCUGACUUGAGUUCUGAGUCCAGCAUCAAGAAGAAGUUUCUCAGGAGGAAAGGGAAGACUGACAGCCCCUGGAUCAAGCCAGCGAGGAAGCGGAGGCGGAGAAGCAAGAAAAAGCUGAAUGUGCCAGGUGCAGACGCAUACAAGUCUUCUUCCGGUGGCACAGAGCAGAUGGCGCCCGGGGACAGCGCUGGGUAUGUGGAAGUCUCGCUGGACUCCCUGGAUCUCCGUGUCAAGGGAACUCUGUCCUCACAAGCAGAAGGGCUGGCCAACGGUCCAGAUGCGCUGGAGACAGAUGGCCUCCAGGAAGUACCCCUCUGCAGCUGCAGGAUGGAGACCCCCAAGAGCCGCGAGAUCACCACCCUGGCCAACAGCCAGUGCAUGGCUACCGAAAGUGUGGACCACGAACUGGGCCGCUGCACAAACAGCGUGGUGAAGUACGAGCUGAUGCGCCCGUCCAACAAGGCGCCACUCUUGGUGCUGUGUGAAGACCACCGGGGCCGCAUGGUAAAGCACCAGUGCUGUCCUGGCUGCGGCUACUUCUGCACGGCGGGUAAUUUCAUGGAAUGUCAGCCCGAAAGCAGCAUCUCUCAUCGUUUCCACAAAGACUGUGCCUCUCGCGUCAACAAUGCCAGCUACUGUCCCCACUGCGGGGAGGACACCUCCAAGGCCAAAGAGGUGACAAUAGCCAAGGCAGACACAACCUCCACCGUGACACUGGCCCCUGGGCAAGAGAAGAACUCAGCGGCAGAAGGCAGGGCAGACACCACUACGGGCAGCACUGUGGGACCGCUGCUGUCAGAGGAUGACAAGCCGCAGAGCGCAGCUGCCCCAGCCGCCGAAGGCGUUGACCCCACAGGAGCCGGCGGGCUCGCGAGGCCCACCUCCGGGCUUUGCCAGGGACCCGGGAAGGAAACCCUGGAAAGUGCGCUGAUUGCACUCGACUCGGAAAAACCCAAGAAGCUGCGCUUCCACCCAAAGCAGCUGUACUUCUCCGCCAGGCAAGGGGAGCUGCAGAAAGUGCUCCUCAUGCUGGUUGAUGGAAUCGACCCCAACUUCAAAAUGGAGCACCAGAGUAAGCGGUCCCCACUGCAUGCCGCGGCAGAGGCUGGCCACGUGGACAUCUGCCACAUGCUCGUUCAGGCGGGCGCUAAUAUUGACACCUGCUCGGAAGACCAGAGGACCCCUCUGAUGGAGGCAGCAGAGAACAACCACUUAGAUGCAGUGAAGUACCUCAUCCAGGCAGGGGCCCUCGUGGAGCCAAAGCUGAUUUUCACAAGGGUCUGAAGACUGUCUUGAACAAGUGUUGCUGGGAAGCGCAGUGUCCACAUCCCGAAGAAUGAAGUUGAACCCUUCCUGAACAACAGACAAAAGUAACACAGCAAGAGUCCCAGCGCUGAGCUAUAUGGCUGACAUUGCAACUCCUGGAGGAGGCGUGGAUGAAAGUUUAAUGAUACUGAUGGGAAAAUGGUUUCUUUUUUCUUUCUUUUUAUUUUUUUUAAUUUUAUUAUUUCAUCCAUUUGAGAGGUAGAGUUAUAGAAAGAGAGAUAGAGAGAAAGAUCUUCCAUUAGCUGUGCUUAUAUGGGUUUCCAGUGUUGCAGGUAGAGGCUUAGCCCACUAUGGCACAGCGCCAGCCCCAGCAGCAGUGGUUUCUUGGAUAGGACACCAAAAGCAAAGAGAAUAAAAGAUAAACUUUGGCAGAAUUAGAAACUCUACCACUAGGAUCAAGAACCUGUAAAUCCUGUGUCUGACAAGAGGUGACUAUCCUGAGUAUUUAAAGAAAUCUGAAAAUUCAACAACAGAAGCUGGUGGUCCAAUUAAAAGAUGGGCAAAGUAGAUAUUUCUCCAAAGAAGAUACACAAGUAUGCAGUUUCCAUGUGGAGAUGGUGGUCAUCACUGAUGGUCAUUGGGGAAAUGCAGAGCUUUGGAACUGUAGGAUGGCUGUUCGUUGCUGGUAGAAUAUAACUUGCUGCCAUUGCUGUGGAACACGGGUGACAGUCUCUCCAGCAACUAAACGUUACCCUGUGAUCCAGCAGUCCCACGUCUCGAGUGUGGGCGGAGCAGUUUUUACCCUAGCGCUGUUCACGGUAGCGAGGUGUCCAUGGCAGGUGGAGGUAGAGGAAGUGUGGCCUGUACAUUCCUCACUAGGCUUAUUCAGCUGCAAGGUGCAGUGAGAUUCUGUCACACAUACUGCAGCACACCUUGUCUGAUCCCAUCUGGGUGAGCUCCCAAAAGAAGCAGAGCCAGGGCUGAGAGUGGGGCUGAGGAGCAGGAAUGCUGCUGCCUAGUGGCCACAGAGUUUUGUUUGGGGCCAGAUAGUGAUGGUGGCUGCACAACAUUGCACAUGGAGUUCAUGUCACUGCAUUCUACACGUAAAGUGGUUAAAAUGGCGAAUCAAAUGCCAUAGAUUACUGCAAUAAAAAUAGUUUAAAAUUCUUGUCUUUCACAUUAUUACACCUUUUUUUCAACAAAACAAAAAAUGGCCAUGAUCUUUAAUUUGUCUUCUUUUUCACAUCUAGUUAAAUUUUUAUGAUGUUUCCACAUCAUUAAAUAUUAUUCUGUAUCAUUGCUUCAGGUAGCUAUCUUGGUAUUUCAUGAUAUUAUAUAAUCGCAAAUUUGCAUUUAAUUUAACAUUUACCUAUUUUUCACCUUUAUUGUAAACGUUGCACCCAUAAACAUUUUCAUAGCUACAUGUUUGCAUGAGUCAUUUGCUUGACUCCUUAGGCUGGUUGUGGGUGUAGAAUUGCUGGGACACAGCACGUGGCAUACUCUGACCACUGCUGCAUGAUGUGGUUCAGUGAUAGCAAUCCUGUAAGCUGCUCUCUGGCUUUAGUUGUUUGUUUUUGUUUGUUUGUAUUGUAAUUUGCUCUUGUUGACAUCAAGUCAGUUUGUUUUUUUAAAUUUGAGAGGCAGAGACAGAUUCUGAGGUUCUAGCUGCUGGUUCACUUCCCAAAUGCCCACAGCAGUGCUCGCUGGGCAAAUCUGGGAACUGGGAACUGGGAACUGUCUGAGUCUUCCCUCGUGUGGAGCCCUAGCCAGGACUCAGACUCCCCUCUCUGAAACAAGGUGCAGUUUCUCCAGCAGACCACAUAUGUCCCCAGGCUCAGCAUUUUCUGUAUCUGUUUGCAUAUGUUAUGAAUAUUUUCCAAGUCUUCAUUUGGUUCUUUGUUUUUAUUAGCUUUUGAGAUAUAAAAGCCUUUACUUUUUUAAAUGAAUAAGAGAAACAAAAAAGAGUUACAGAGAGGUGGAAAGCAGAGAUAUUUUCCAUCUACUUGUUCACUCCCCAGAUGGCUACAAUGGUCAACGUUGGCCAGGCCAAAGCCAAGAGCCAGGAACUUCAUUUGGGUCUCCCACAUGGGUUCAGAGGCCCAAGUGCUUGGAACAUUUUCCACUGCUUUUCCCAGGACAUCAGCAGGGAGCUGGAUUUUAAGUGGAGCAGCGGGGACUAGAACUGGCGCCUGUAUGGGAUGCUGGCGUUGAAGCCUUUAACUUUUUACAACAACUGAUUAAGGUGGGUAGGAACACUUUCUGUGGUGGGGAGUGGGGUGAGCUCCAUAUUUACCCAGCACCCUGCUGGCUGGUGCCAAAGCUGAGCACCACUAAAAAGCAAAUCCUGCAGAGGGCUGUCCAGGACCCUCCUGAGGCUGGAAGCUGUGUGGUAUUGUGCUGGUGCUGGUGGAGCAGGUGUCUGAGGCAAAUUCAUGGACAGGCUGGACAGAUUUGAUGAUGCAGAAUCGAGAGCAGUGAAGGCUGCAAACAAGCUGUGGGACCACAUCACACUGACAUCACAGAAGCACACACGAGAGGGCUGGAGAGUGCCUGGUGGCAAGAGUGUGCUGAAGAAAUAAGGAUCAUAAACAACCCAGAUCCGGGGACGAACACUGUCGAGAUCCUAGAAACGGAGCAGGCUGAGCAGGGGAGCGUUAGCGACGCCCCCUCAGAACAGAGAGGAGGAGCUCCCGACAGCAGCCAAGCAGGAGCCGCCCGUGCCGGGGCUCGGGAGGGAGUUUCCACUGUGGUGAACCAGAACCCCAAGAGCGUCCAUCCCACAAACAUCCUUCAGAGAAAGAGGGUGAAUUAAUUCAAACCUGUCGGGUAACGGAGCAGACGGGCCUGUCGGAGGGUUCACACGAGGGAAGUGGCACACACAGAGUUGUUUUCUUUGGCAAGGCUGUGUAAGGCAGAGGUGACGUUAGAGGUGCACAUCUUGAAGAGAAGAUCGGACCCCGCAGCCCAGAGCAGGGCAGUGUGCAAAUGGACGGGUGCUGUAGGAAGGAUUCCCUGCAGGAAAUGCCAGUCGACUGAGAAGUCAGAGAGGUUGGACUCCUGAGAGAGCACCAAGGACACAGAAAUACAGCUUCUCAGGGAAAAAGCUUCGUUCAGGAGGUGGAAUUCAGAAACAGGAUUUGUCCAUUGAGAAUCAAGGAAACGAGGGAAGAUUUACGGACAAAGAGAAAACAGCAGAGUGCCAGCUUUAAAACAGGCUAGCGUGUCCCACUGGGCCCUCAGACUGCACAGCCUGGGAGGAAGGCAGAACCUGUGGCUGCAGCACGCACUUGAGGCAGGGAGCAGAUGUUGGGGCCGGCGUGACGGUUGGUUGCAGGGGGCAGUACUUACAGAAAGAGUGUCCUUGUGAUUGCACUAUAGGGAGGACUUUCUUAAUUAAGACAUAAUAACUCAGGCGCCUUGGAAGUUAGAGUUAAACAGAAACAGAGUCAGAAAAUUUGUUUAAAGGCAUCACAAACACGUGAAAAAGCAGGCUACAAAGUGAGAGGCGGUAUAGCAACAUGCUGGCAAGAGAUUCAUGUCCAAAACUAGAGGAGACUCAUGAAUAAAAUAACCUGCAAGGGUACUGGAUAGCGACAUGGACAUAAGCCAGAAGUUCCUGGAGGAGGGGACCUGCGUGUGAGAAGGCGCCUGGCCUUCCGGACCUGUCGAGACGCCACUUUAUGGCCAGCGCUUUCUGUUCACUCAGCUGAGGACCCUUCCUGACUGUGGUGGGCGGGGUGCGGGCUGUCCUGCCGCAGUUUCCACACACCAGCUGAGGUGCAGCCAUUGUCAGGGUUGGGAGACACCACCGGCAGCCUCACACACACAGAUGAGACGUGUCCACGCAUGGUGCACUGAACAAGUAAGUCCUUCUCUGCUAGCAUUACGUAAACUAGAGCCUUUCCUGUCUGUCAAAAUAAAUGAGCAAGCGCUGUCUGCUCUCCGAGGAGAUGUCAGCAGACGGCGCCCUGUGAUAGGGCCAUUCUGCAGCACACAGCCAUCGUGUGUUUCCCAUGCACAGUGACAGACAGGAGACACAUCUGAUUGACAGAUGAUGGGUUCAGGAUGGUAACUGCCUCUGGGGAAGUGGGGAGACAAAAUGGCGCUGGGGUCUGUGGGGUGUUCCUGGAGGAUGGUAGGAUCGUGACCUCGUGAGGUUUGUGUCUGAAAUUAUCACAGCUGCCUCCCCUGGAUGGACUGGAUGGCGGCCUUUCCCUACCUUCAGCCCGCCCUGCCGCUUCCCUACGAUUUCUGUAGGUUCUCUUUGUCCUCCUUCCGAGAAGGCCAGGCCUCUUCUAGGAUUCUGCUUUCCUGCCUCGUGUUACAGGUCUCAGCACACCUCUGGCCUCAUCCACAAAGGCUCCUCCAGCCGUGUGCCUGUUCCCACCAUCCCGACUGCAGCCUGUCCAGGCAACAGACGACACUUGAAGAUGUUCUUUUUU